Molecule: messenger RNA, 4125 nt
Organism: Heterocephalus glaber (naked mole-rat)
Lineage: Eukaryota; Metazoa; Chordata; Mammalia; Rodentia; Bathyergidae
Product: selenoprotein V
Cellular component (GO): cytosol
Source: RefSeq, a predicted model, not a curated record
GAAUGUAGCUCACUGUGAAGGCCCUGGGUUCAAUCCCAGGUAUCCUGUAGUAAAAUAAAUAAUAAUGAAAAAGUUGAAAAUCCAGUGGCAGGUACAGCUUCAUACAGGGCUGGAUGUGGGUUCUAUGUAUUUCCGCAGAUGGCUCUUUUUACCUUCCAGUCACCUUCACAGUUUUAGGCAGGCUUUCACUGGCCCAGGCUUGUCACAGGGCUAUCACUGUCAUUUGCCUGCUGUGUGAAGGAAGUAAGGUUGGCCUGCCAAAAUCACGUGGACUAUGUGGAGGAGGGAGGUUCCCUCAAAUCAGAGCCAGCCAAAAAUCAGUUAGUUCUGUACCAGGCUGGCAAACCAGACCCACCUUGUGAGAAAUGGUGAGGAAGUUCUUCAGGCUUGAAGCAAGUGACCUUGGGUAGUAAUUUGAAUAUACACGAAAACAAAAACACCAGACCGAAGUAAAGUUAGUUACGUAACUACAAAAGAGUGUUACAGGCCAGGUAUGGUGGCUUAUGCUUGUAAUAGAAUACCUGACCAACACAGGAUACUUAUGAAGUAAAGAGGGGUUUAUUUUGGCUCAUUGUUCUGGAAAUUCAAGUCCAAGACUGGGUGUCCCCUCGAUUUGGCCCUGGAUUGAGGACAGCACACCGUGGCAGGAGGGGAGGAGCAGAUUGCUCAUUUCACAAAUGAGAAGCAGACAGACUGUGAGACUGGGGUUCCACAGUUCCUUUUGAGAGCGCCCUUGGUGACCUAAGGACCUCUUGCUAGGCCCCGACCCUUAAAGGGCCACAAUACCUCCCUCUACUGCUACCCUGGGGACCAAGCUUGCACAUGGGGACGUUUGGGGACAUUCAUCCAAACCAUAGCCACUUUCAUUGGGGAUUAAGUUUCCAACAUGAUUUUUUUUGGGAUCCAUUAAAACCAUAGCAAUUGUUUUAUGCAGUUUCUGCCUUUGUGUUAUAUUUAACAACAAAAUAUUUAGACAAAAGUGUGGUUCAUUGUGUUAGUUGGCUAUUGCUGUGGGUGGUGCUGCAUAAACUCAGUGGCCUAAGAUACCGAACAUUUGUUCUUGCUCCAGUCUGCAGGUUUGCUGGGCUGGGUGAUGUGGGAAGCCACACGGGUGUGUGCCUGGCAAGCUCAGGGGUCUGCUGGGCCUCUCAUCCUCCAGCAGGCUGGCUCUGGCUUGUUCUCCUACCUCACACAGGGGUCCUAAGGAGAAAGUGGGUGCCACUGAACAUCUUCGAAAUCCUUUUGACUAAAGCCUGUCACUUCACACAGCCAGCCCAGAUUCCAGAAGCAGAAAUAGACCCUCUCUUGUUGGGAGAAGGUAGAGUCCUAUUUCCAAGGGCAUGGAUAGGGGAAGGGAUGGUGAGAACCUUUUGCCAUCAGUCUCUAACACUGGAACAUCUUCCCCCUUUGAAAGUAAAACCAUCUGAGCUGUUGGGUACAGACACCCACUGCGUGUCCUCACUCAAACAACUGAAAACAAAAAGCUGGGCAUGAUGCAUGUCUGCUACCCUAGAACUCUGGGAGGCUGAGGCAGGAGGAUUGUGAGUUUGAGGCCAGCCUGGAGGGUCCUUAUGUGGCCACUGCCUCUGGUGCUGCAGGUUCCCACACAGGCACUGUCAGCUCCUGGAACAAGCCAGGUUUUCCCUCCGCCUCCAGCAAACUCCCCCCUUACCUAACAACCUUCUGUUCUGUAUCUAUUUCAUUUGUUCCACACACAUUCCUUGAGUACCUUCUGUCUGCUGGGUCUUGUCCUAGGCACUGAGGAUAUAUCAGUGAACAAGGCAGAUGAAGUAGCCUGGCCUGGUGGGAUACUCUGGGACACUGAGGCAGGAGGGUGGAAAGUUUGAGCACAGCCUGGGCAACCUAGCAACCUAGGAAAACCCUGUCUGUAAAUAAAUGAAUAGGGCUGGGAAUGUAGCUCAGUUGAACCAUCACUGAGUUCAAUUCCCUCUAUCCCCCGCCCCCGCAAAGCCUCACCAGUAACAGCUAGGAUGGAGCCCCAGCCCUGUUACUCACUAGUGGUGGACACCACCGAGUCUUGUGUAAACACACCUUCCCUGUAGUGGUCGCUGCUUCCCCCCCCCCCCCAUCGCCCAGCUGAUCUCUUUUCUAGGAAGUGCUGAUUGCUGCAGACUUGGUUGCUCCUCUUUUAGAUCCUGGCCCCGGCCACUAUUGUCACUCCCAUGGACAGGAAGCCUGGUGAGGACAGGUUCUAGUCACUGUCCUGUCCCCAGAGUCACCCAGCACAAAACCAUGUACACAGGAGGCUCUAGUAAACUUGCUGAGCUCGCGGAUCUGUGGAACUUCCGCCCACGGGACUGCUGUGUCACAGUGCCCCCUUGUGGUCACCUCAAGAUUUAGAACCCUGGUGCCUGAGGCAGCGGGACGUGGCGGGACCCCCAACCCGGGUUACCAGGGUCCCUCCUGGUCCCCAUGAACCACCAGGGGCGGGCCCCAGCCCCUUCCCCGGCCCGGCACUCAACCCCAGUCCGGACUUCCAUCUCGUCCCGGAUCCCAACUCUGGUCGGGAAUUUGACCCCAAUCCGGGUCUCGACCCCUAUCCGGGCCCCGACCCCAGUCCGGACUCUGACCCGGGUCCGGACCCCGACCCCGAUCCGGACCCCCACCCCAGUCCGGACUCCAACUCUGGUGCGAACCACGACCCCAGUUCGGGCCUCUACCCUGGUCUGGACCCCGACUCCAGUCCAGACUCUGACCUUGGACCAGACGCGGACUCUGGUCCAGUUCCCUGCACCAGCCCUAGCCCCAGCCCCAGCCUCAGCCUCCGCUCCAGCCUGGGUUCCGGCCGUAGUGGCCGCUGCAGAAUCAUUCCUGAACCCGGUGCCACCUUUGGGUCCACUCUCAGAACCUCCUCCAGAGGCAACUUUGUCUCCUGGCAAUGAUCCUGCGCAUGGCCCGAAGCACGACGAGGCACCGGUCGGCACCGUCGCCAGGCCGGACCUGGAGCCCCUUUCCCGCCUCACCCCGUCGGGCGCUGCCGAUCUGGGCCCCGCCUUGGGGGCCUCCCCAAGGGCAGACCCAAAGGUCGCCAAGCUGACAGGUGCCCCCUACCCCUGGCCCCAUCGUGCCAUUUCUACCAGUUUCCACCGCUGCACUCACCUCCGCCACCGAGAACUUCCACCCGGACAACAGAAUCUUGAUUCGUGUGACCUACCUGGAGAGGGGCUGCCGGCUCUGACACCGGCUUCCGGUGAUGUGGAGGUUGAGCCUUCAGUGGUCUCUGAAGCUAUGGCCUUCGGCCCUCAGUACGUUCUACUGAAAAAGAGUCUGGAGCAGCAAUUUCCAAAUCUUCUGCGCUUUGAGGACGAAAGAGUGGCCCAGGCUACGGGAGAGUUUGAAGUGUUUGCGGAGGGGAAACUAGUCCAUUCAAAGAAGCAAGGCGAUGGCUUUGUGGAUGAGGGCAGGCUGCAGACGAUCGUGGACGCUAUCAACGCGGAGAUCAAGAGAAGGUAGCAGGCCGUGGUGGGGCUGAGGAGCCGCAGCAGGAUGAUGAGAAGGGCUGAAAUGUAGCCGAGUCAGGUCCUUUUCUGAUGGUGGCUGGGGCUGGGGUGAGCUGGGGAGGGCUGCAAGGAAAUACAGAACCUUCCUGCAGUGGAUCUGGCCUGACUGUGUCCAUGCACUCAUGACCAAGGUCUGGGGAAGUCACCUGCUACAGGGAUCCCAGCAUACCCCCUCCCUUCUUCUUCCCCCUUCCCCUUCUGCCCUGGGGGUAAGGGGUAGGAGUGAGGGAGAGGAGGGUCCGUGUUGUGGCUGGGCCUUAAAUGUCCCCCAGGGACUCAUAUGCUGCAGGCUUGCUGUCCCCAGACUUGGGUGCUCCUGGGUAGUGGUGACACCAUUAGCAGGUGAGGCCUAGUGAAGGAAGUCGAGUCAUUGGGGGAGCCCUUGAAGGGGACAGUGGGACCCCAACCCUUCCCCUCUUUGCUUCCCUGCCGCCAUGGGGUGAGCUGAUGUCCUCUGCCACACGCUCCCGCCAUGAGGUACAGGGACACUACAGGCCCAGAGCAGCAGGGCCAACUGGCCAUGGACUAAAAGCUCGGAAGCCGUGAGCCCAAAGCACUCCUCCUUAUAAGCCAAGUCUCAGGUAUUUUGUUCCCUCCCUCCCUC